AUGCGUGAGAUUGGACAGCGUCUUGCUUUGGCUGCACCAAGUGAAACUACCAUCGGCAAUAUCAUUCGCCGUGUGCUGCACAUCAUCCGUGAGGAAGUCCAAAACGGCGACAAGGCAUUGGCCGACGGCACACCGCAGUUCCCGCCACAAACCAUCAUGCCGCUCGAUGCGCAGCAACCAGCGUCGCCGAGCCCGCUUCGACAAGACACGCUCGUUGGUUCCGGAGCAGGCACUGGCACGACAACCACUUCCGAGCCUCUUCAAGAGCACGGAGCGUCGUGGUGUCCCAUCUUUGUUCAAAUUCGCUGUGGCAUUUAA
Molecule: messenger RNA, 318 nt
Organism: Capsaspora owczarzaki ATCC 30864
Lineage: Eukaryota; Filasterea; Ministeriida; Capsasporidae
Exons: 3
Coding region: 1-318 (105 amino acids)
Source: RefSeq, a predicted model, not a curated record